Trichobilharzia szidati is the source of this 1803-nucleotide messenger RNA. Lineage: Eukaryota; Metazoa; Platyhelminthes; Trematoda; Strigeidida; Schistosomatidae. The record is from the annotation of a GenBank genome assembly.
UUUUCUCAUAAUGAUUAUCUUUUUAUGGUUAAAAGAAUAAUAUUCUUACUACAUUUAUUAUCAGUAUGUAUCAACAGUGAACAUGUCUGUCGGACACUACAGGACAUUAAAAUGACCUACGCUAUCGUUUCACAAAGUGUUGAAAAACGUCAAACAUCCAGUAAUGAGUUGAAAUUUCAUGCUUAUUACACAGAACAACUGAAAUCUAUGGUGAAUUUUACACAAUUCGAAAAAAAUGUGGUCAACAAGGCGUUGAAGUUUUGGGAAAACGCUCUGAAGGUGAAAGACAAGUCUGGUGAACACAUACUUAUUUAUAGACCCUGUGAAGGACAACCUACUGUUACGGAUGAAGCGACAGGAGUAGCAUACUGCCCAAACGGAUGCAAAGAUACAGUCAAAUGUUAUGACUAUGAUAUACCAAAGGAAUAUCUUUCAGGAUGUAAAAUGCGAAAUCAAGAUGGAAAUAUAUAUACUGUACACGAGGAUGGUACAGGAGUGUUGCCUAACGCUUAUAUCAUAAUUGUUGACAGUUCGAAUACUUCAAAUUGUGGUGGUGGAACAAUAGCUUAUGCAGCACCGUGUCAAUUACAUCCAUCUACAGAUAGACCGAUAAUCGGAAUUAUCAACUUUUGCCCUGAUAAGCUGAAUGCUGCUAACUUGGAUAUUCCGUUGAUGGCUUCAACAGCAACCCAUGAAAUUGCCCAUGCUCUAGGGUUUACACCAGCAAAUUUCGCUCUAAUGCGUGAUGAAAAUGGCAAUCCACGAACACCACGUGAUUCGCAAAGUGAUACGCCAAUCAAGAUUGAUACGAAAUCCGGUUUCUUUAUUCCCAGUAAUAAUACACUCAGGACUAUCAAUCGUACAUGGGUAACAGCAAAAGGUGUAUUCACGAAGGUAUACCAGUCUUUAGUUACGCCAAACAUUCUUGAAGAGGCAAGAAGACACUAUGGUUGUACUGAACUAGAUGGUGUGGAAUUAGAAAAUGAAGGUGGAGAUGGUACAGCAAAUACGCAUUUUGAGAAAAGAAUAAUUGGUGAUGAAUUAAUGGCUGGUGCAACUGCAGUGAAAUUAAUUCCUUCAAGAAUUACUUUGGCCUAUUUUAAGGAUACUGGGUGGUAUGAUGUCAAUUAUUCUAUGAGUGGGAAUUGGAUUUACGGUAAAAAUUUGGGAUGUGAUUUUGUUAUGAAAAGUUGUUACGAGUACAUGAGAAAUCGAAAAUCAGAGGGGAAAAGCAUACGGCCAUACUGUGAUCAACCUUUAACAGUCAGUUGUAUGAACAGGAAUACGUACGGUCAAUGUUCACUGCGGAAAUCUAAACAAACAAUCCCAGAGGAUGAACAGUACUUCGGUCCAGAUUCAGAGUUUGGUGAAGAUGAAUCGGCUUUUUAUAAGGGAGUUGCUGGUUUGGUUGAAAGUUGUCCAGUAUUUGUUCCUAUGCAAACUUUAUAUGGUGACAAAAUCAUAUCCUAUUGUGAUCAUGAAGGCAAUAAAGAAGUUACAGCAGCUGGUGAAAAUUUGUACAUGCAAAGUUUUGGUGAUAAUUCAAUCUGUAUAAUUCAUGAUUCACCAUGGCAUUUGAUCAGAGGAAAGAAGAAUAUGAAAGAUAAGAGGAUAUUAGGCACUUGUCAUAAAUAUUCUUGCUCUGAAAAACUUGAAAUAAUUAUUGGCAAUCAAAGUAUGGCAUGCCCAAUUAAAGGUGGUAUAAUUAAUUUUACAGCAAAACGUGAAAAACUUAAAUUAAUGGGACGUAUUAAAUGUCCUAAUUACGAGUCUGUAUGUAAAGUAAGUUUUGUUGAUAAUUGA